Messenger RNA from Gryllus bimaculatus (two-spotted cricket), 4086 nucleotides. Lineage: Eukaryota; Metazoa; Arthropoda; Insecta; Orthoptera; Gryllidae. The record is from the annotation of a GenBank genome assembly.
UAUGCGGUCUGACAGUUGCCACCCUGAGUCGGUGGUGCUGCCCUCAACAGCCUUCCCAAGUCACGUGUAGAACAGUCCUGGAAGAUUGGCGGGAAUGUCGUCUGAUGUGACAAGCGCGUGAAUUGUGUUCGAAGCUAUUUGUUGCUGGAGGUUGCGUGUGCUCUUACACUCAAUACAUAUCAAUACGUUGGUUAGGUGAUUGGUUUUUCUAAGUGGUGGUUGGAAGAAAACAACAUUAUUUUGUCACUCAACAAUGGUGCGGACCAAAGCUGAUGCUGCCACAGCUCGAGUGUCUGGAGCAAAGGCCCCUCGCAAAAUCCAUGUUAAUCCUAGUGCCACUGCCAAGAAACCCAGCAGCAGCAGUAGUAAUGGUGGAGGUGGCGGUAAUCCAUAUUGCCCAAGAGAAACUCCAAAGUGGCAGAAAGAAAUUACAAAAUUUUUUCAACCAAAGAUAAAUGAAGGAGGUCAAAGUCAAGCAGAUGAUGCCAAACCAAACAAUGAAGAACAAACACCUGAUCAUCAAAUUGAGCAAAUACAAGCAUCUAAUAGCCAAAACAGUAAUGAUGAAGAAACAGCUUCAUCAGAAGCCGCAUGAACAACUUCGUGGAGAAAUAUUAUUAAUAUUACUAUAUUUUUCAUCUUCAUUUAAAUUAUGUUAAUUUCAAAAUAAGCAUCAUCAUGUAUCAACUUAUAUCAUGUUUAGAAGUUUUUAUAUUGUGGUAAUGUUUUCAAGUGCUAGUUGUACAAGCUUAUGAAGUAAGGGAGAUUGUAACAGAGCUGAUUUGGUCCCUCUACUCUCUCUCCCCCUCUCUUGCAAUCACCCCUCUCCCCCUUCAUCAUUCUUAUCGGUUUUGCUUUUCACAUAGCAAAUAAAUAAUUUUGGUGAAAUAAGUUGUAUUCGUCGGAGUGAAGGUUUGGCUGAAUUACAUUUACAGCCUCUUGGCAUAUUUCCCUAUUCUUUAAGUGAAAUUCUGGGAAAUCAAAGAAAUGUAGAUAUUGAGAUAGUGAAAUUUCCGGGCUAAUGUGGUUUCCCUCCAGUUAAUAUUUCAUGAGGAUUCAAUUUCUGACAGUAGGUUAAAAUAACAAUACAUCUUUUGGGGAUUGGAAAAUUAUUUAUUUAUUCCUUUUUUGUUAUAGAAAUUUAUUAAAUAUAGUACAUACAAUAUAAAAUGAAAUUGGCAAUGUACAGAAAAUAUUGCAAUAAUGUGCAUAUUGUCUAUAAAUGUUAAUACAACCUCAAAAUGUUGUUUUGAAAAGGUUACUUACUGAAAUGCAUUUUAUAAAAAUGUGUGUAAAAUUGUGUAUAGUAGACUAAUGUUUUAUGCUGAUAUCUUGUCUUUAGAGAAGUUAAUUGUGUAACUCUAGAAUUCUAUUUUCUCUACAGCUUCAGUAUGCCCUCUGUUUGUCAGCUACAGAAAUUCAAUUGCCCACUUUGCCCUGAUUGUUUGACCACCAAUAUUUUUUAUUUGAUUGCUUAUUUAAAAAAGUGUUAUAAAUGUAUAAUAUUAGUGAGUUACACAGGCCAUGACUGAAUGGAGUACCUUCCACUCUCAGAAUUUUAAUUGGAUUAAAAAUCUUGAGAAUACAACUUUGGAAAAACUUAUUGUUGUUUUUUCCAUAGCUAUAAAUAUAUUUUUUAUAAAUACUCAAAGUAUUUUUUGACAUAACUGUUUCAGAAUCUGUAGAUGUUGAAAUCUUGAGUUUCAUUCACAGUAUGACUGAGGUGAUCCCUCAGCAGAUAGUUUUAGAAAUAAGUUGAUGUGACAUUUAGCCUCAAUCUCCCUUACUUUGCAAUUGUGAUAGUUUUCAAUUAUGUCUAUAUUUAUACCACUACAUUCUUUUCGAAAUCCAACCAACGUCUAAAAAAACUCACGGUUCUAAAAGUAGCAAUUUCAAGUAUAAAAAUUUAUGUUUCUCAUUUGAAUAUUAGAAAUUGUGGAUAUUUAUUCUGAAAAUAAAAAAAUAUUAAUUAUUUGGCCUCUGGUGAUUGAUACAGAGUAAACUGUGGUGUUGGUUUUAUAAGACUGACAAAACAAUCAAGUUAUUUAAUGCAAUAGUCAUGUUCAGCCAGUAUUUGUGCUUCAUGCAAUUAAUGGAACUGUGAUGUUCAUCUAAAUGAAUAACAAUAUGCUAUUGCUUAAAAUUCUCUGCUUCAUGUCUAGUUUUGCAAUAUGUCUUACAAGGUUUCCAGAACUAUGCUCUCUCCUAAUUAGAUUGUUACUUCCAUAUAAUUGUGCAAUUUUGGUUAGCAUUUAUUGAAGUUAAGUUUUUUUGAAAGAUAUGAUAUUGUUUGUGACAAUUAGCAUUUCAUUUUCAACAAUUGUAAUACUUUUGUUGAUUUAUUACUAAUCUUGUUUUUAAGACAACUUUUCUUCUAAUUAUGUUAGCUCUUUAUCACACUUUCUUCUCCCUUUUAACAUGUAUAGUAUUAUCAGUAUAUUACAUAGCAUUUCAUUUUGUCAGUUUUGAGUUAUAAGUUUGAUACAAGAUUAGUAGUGUUUUAAUAUUUUAUUUGUUGAAUAGAUCUUUCAUUGGAGUACAAGAAUGUCAUCUUAAAUUUUUGGAAGACUAUUUAGAACAUAGUUUCCAAAUUACAUAUUUACUCGAUUAUAAGCCGACUCCAAGAAAUAAUGAACAAAAUAACAAAAGGGGGUAAAAAUGAUUUCAGCAGAAAUGUAAUUUUUGAUAUUAUUUGUUUAAACCUAAGAAAUACAUUCAAUGCUUAAUGCAGUCAGACCACUGAUUUCAAUUCAUUUUUGGGAUCAUUGACUCGUACACCAUCAUCGUAUGACUCAAGAUUCCUCUGUUGAUGCUUGGUCACUUGUGUCCAUGAAAACAGGCCUCUUUGCUGCCAUCAAGGGCAUUUGAGAUUGAACACUUUUUGAAAGCCCUUGGACAAUUUCUCUAGGAAAACUCUUCCAGGCAUCAUCUAUCCAAGCGCACAUUUGCGUUAGACUGGCCUGUUUCAUGCGCCCUGUAGGCGUGAGCAUUCUUUCUUCUUUGAAGAGCCCUGGGGGAGCCAGUUUGAAUACAUUUUCUUCAACUUCUCCUCGAAUGGUUUGUUGAUGCACACAUCCAGGGGUUGAAGUAUUGACGUUAGUCCUCCUUUAAGCCAAGCUGGUUCCCUGAUCUUUCAAUUCCUUCACUGCCUCGGUAGUGUGGGCCACGAGUCCAAAACCAGGAGCCUAUGUAACCUCAACAAAGCGCCAGGGCGACAGUGCCACACCAACUGAACCCAUUGUAACAUUGUCUUUCGUAAACCACCCUUUUUCAUGUGCGCAUACAAUAACGCUCUUAGAAAAUGUCUAAUUUUGGGAGCGUCUUGCUUUUGAACACAAUAAAUGGAGGUAGUUUAUGUACGUUCUACAGUGUCUGCUGGAUGGCCAAUGCAAAAUAGUAUCUUUAUGGAUGUCUGGUGUCAACUAAUGCAGCAACACAAUGACACAGAUUCUAAGCAGAUGGUUAAUUUUUGAACUUCAAAAAAUGGGGGAAAGGUCGGCUUACAAUCGGGUUAUACACAAUAUUACCAUUUAGCUGGGAGUUAAAAAAUGAAAAUUUUUUUAAAGUGAAAAAUUGUGACAGCGCUGGGGUAUUGCUACAGUUAACAGGACUCACAAUUUCAUAGGAAAAAAGUCAUCGUAAAUAAAUAAAAAGCAAAAUGUUUUGAAUUGGACUAUUGAUAUCUAGGACCACUUCAUGAUUCCACCAGUUAAAGGUUGAAUCGUAGUCAUGUUUCUUUAAAAAAUAUUAUUAUAUUAUUUACUGAUUUGCUAAUGCCAGAUUACAUCAGAGCAUUUCUUAUUCUGAAGAAAUAUGGAGUUUUUAGUUUCGUGCCCAGAUGUACUUAGUAAGCUGCAAAAUUUCCUUUUUCCCUUUUAUUUUUUUAAGUUGUUUAUUGAGAACUUUUGACCCUUUUCUUUGUCUCCUUUUUUUAAUAGUUCUACACCCCAAGACAUACAUUUCUAUUCGAUUAUUCUAAGAAAAAAUACUAUUCAUCUGUGAUAUCUGAUGAUUCAUUUAUGAUUUGUGAUAUAGCUUUGUAUUUAUUUGUUUUGAAAAUAAAGGUUUUUAUAAGAAAAUGAACUU